This is a messenger RNA of Plasmodium coatneyi, 444 nucleotides long. RefSeq lists its product as uncharacterized. NCBI's taxonomy places the organism in Eukaryota, Apicomplexa, Aconoidasida, Haemosporida, Plasmodiidae. The record is from RefSeq and is a predicted model, not a curated record. The transcript has 2 exons. Bases 1 to 444 code for a protein of 147 amino acids.
AUGAAUGAAUUUUGUGUAUUAAGAAAAGAUGAAGAGAAAAUAUAUUUUGGGAAUACCUCACAAGAUUUUACAGGGUCAGAUAAAUCAACAAAAAUAUAUACACAGGAAGAAUCCAAUAACGAUGUAGAAAUAACUUUUAACAACUUGGACGAAAUCCAUGAGGAGAGGGAAUUAAAUGAAGACAUGAUUUGUGUUUAUGGAAAAGCAUUUAAAGAUGAAGAAGAAAUAAUAACUGGUGGAGGAGGGUACGACGCGGAAGGGCUUUGGGGAAUUUUAGAAGACGUUUUACGUAUACUGUCGGAUGAUGAUCAUUAUGUGAAGCUUUACUAUUAUUUAAUUUGUACCAUUUUAUUUACUUCCUUCACGUGCACUUUUAAUUUGUACCUGUCGAAACGUGAACGGAAGAAUGGCUACAUGUGUGAGGACAUGGAAUGCCCUGCGUGA